CUAAAAGAACUACAAUUCCCUGUAAACGCCUGAGGUAGGCUUUCGUAUGUUGACUGUCAGGUAUUCAUGAGGUCGUAGUCUCCAGCACAGCAGGUAGAGCCGCAAAUGGUUUGAUCCCGAUCUUGCUGUAGCGGUUAGAUUGUCAUGAUGGAGGGUGACAACAAACCAGUCUAUGAGCAGAGGUUCAAUGCUGCUGUCAAAGUGAUCCAAAGUUUACCUUCAAACGGUUCAUUUCAGCCUUCCAAUGAUAUGAUGCUGAAAUUUUAUAGCUACUACAAGCAAGCAACACAAGGCCCCUGCAACAUUCCCCGUCCAGGAUUCUGGGACCCCGUUGGCAAAGCCAAAUGGGAUGCGUGGAAUUCUCUUGGGGAAAUGCCUAAAGAGGAGGCGAUGGCGGCCUAUGUGGAAGAUUUGAAACUGAUCCUGGAAAGUAUGCCUGUGACAAAUGAGGUCGAGGAGCUUCUGCAGGUCAUUGGACCGUUCUAUGAGCUCGUCGAUGAAAAGAAGAUAACGCAAGUGUCAGAUUUGAGCACAGGCUUUGGGAGCAUGCUAACAUCACCACCCAAAAGUGUCACAAAAAGCAUCAUCAGGACGAUGGAGAUGAACGGCAGCCUGGACAGUUAUCCCAUCAAAACAGCAGAAACUCCAAAGAUUAAAUCAAUAGACAUAGAAGACGGAGAAGAUGAUAAUGAGGAAGAAGAGGAGGAGAAAGAUGAAGAAGAGGAGCUUAAAGAGGUGAAAAAAGCCUCACAACCGAAGAAAAGGGCUUCUGCGGGAAGACCUAAAGAACCGGUAUCUAACGGCAGUAUUGGCCAAAAUAAAGUCUACACUAAUGGAACGCACGGGUUUAAGUCUGAUCUGAACAGGCAGGAGUUGGAAGAAGACUCUGAAAGCAUUAACCACGACAGAGACGUCAUAGAGCUCAAUGGACACAUCAAAGAAGACAUGUCCAGUUCUCACCACGUAGCCAGUGAUUCGGACAGCGAGGUGUACUGUGACUCCGUCGACCAGUUUGGUGGAGAAGAGGGGUCUGAGCUACACGUCAGCCACUUACUGGAUGUGGCCGAGGAGAGCCACAGCACAUUAUCCUCCAUAGAAGAGGUCAGAUCACAAGAGGAACUGCUGGGACGGGAGGAAGGUGUACAGCACGGCGGAGAGGACGGACAGAGCAGCAGAGGAGUUUCUCAGAGGCGGGGACUUCCUGUGAAUAGAAGUGACAGUUCUGUGGUCAAGAGGGGAAGAGGGUCCAGGUCACCUGCCUUCGGCUCUGGGUCAGCGGGACCGCAGCAGGGCAGUGGGGGUGAUGGGGAACGUUGGGGGACGGAUGGAUCUUUAACACAGAAUCUGAAUGAACAGAUAAUCUGUGCUCUGGCCAGACUGCAGGACGACAUGCAGAGCGUGUUGGAGAGGCUACACACGCUGGAAGCUCUUACAGCCUCGCAGGCCCGAUCCUUGGCGCUGCCAUCAGACUACCUGUCACCACCUGCAAAUAAAACUAAGAAGAAGCCGUCCUGGUGGCCUUUUGAUGUGUCUCCUGGAACUGUGGCCUUUGCUGUCAUUUGGCCAUUUGUGGUGCAGUGGCUUAUCCGUCUGUAUGUGCAGCGCAGGAGAAGAUUUAUCAGCAUUUUAAUCCAGUAAACCAUGUAGAUGUCUUGAAAGCUAAGUUUCACUUAAAGUGGGAACUAAACGUCCAACUUGAAAACUAUAAACAGUCACAAAGAAUUGUUUAUUACACAGAAUCUGUAUCAUGUACCAUGAGCAUAACUUGGCCACUGAGUUUGGGUUCCUUCUUAAUGCAUCCUAUAAAUGUUGUCAUAUGUCUUUCAUUAGUAAAAUGCAGUAGGUGUUGAAUUUUAUCUUUAGCUUCUUGCAUUCUUUCUUAUCAUGUAACAGUUUAAGUAAAAAAUAUUAAUGUGCAAUAGUGCAUAAAUAUAGCAAAAUGCUCCUUUUUAUAAUUAUUUUUCUAGCUGACUGAUGAGUGUAUGGAAGCUAAAUGGUUAUUCUGAGAUAAAUGUAUUGUUACGUGGCAUUGUUUUCCACUGUUUGAAAUAGGGUUGCACUGAAAUGAAAAUUCUUGGCCGAAACCGAAAACCAAAAAAGAGGAAACCAAGGCCGAAAACCGAAACACCAAAAGAAAUUGUGCCAAUUAUUAGUACUAUUGCAUUUAUGGCUAUGAAUGUGUACUAACCUUACUAAAAUCAAGGCAUUGCAAUUGUAUAAAUUAAUAUUAAAGUUUCAAGGAAUAAAUCAAAUUAUGAAAAUAUUUAUUUAGCACAUUGCAACAAUGCACAGUAUAAAAUAAAAUAAAAUUCAAACUUCAAUGUUUAACUUAACCACACUCAUGUGUACAUUAAAUAAUAAUGUACAGGCCUUCUGGCCUGCUGAAAGGUUGUAAAAUUAAAUAUGUUCUGUCAUAAAAACAAAGUGCAUUUAAGUCAAGUGCAUUUUAAAUUUUCUCUGUAGGACUACUACAAAAAAGUGCAUUCAGAACAAGUGCAACUGCUUAUAGAUACAACAAUAUUUUCUCUGUAGGCCUACAACAUAAUAGUGUAUCAAAACAAAGACUGCCAUAGCCCAUAUAUAACUGUAGAACUUUAACAACAAAUAAUGCACCAAGAAUUGCAGAUGUGCAAAGUGGAUAAUAAAUAUUUAAACACUAGACAAGCCCAUUCUACUUCUUGAGGUAAAGUGGCAGGUUUUUCUUGAUAAAGAGUAGCUUCUCUGCUUUAUCACAGUGAAGUCUGUUCCUCUUCUCAUCGAGAACAUGAGCUGCUGCACUGGACAGUCUCUCACUGUCAGUGCUUGUGCACGGAGCAGACGUGUACUUGCAUGCCAUCUUUGCCAGGUCAGGAAAGCGGCCGUGAUUAUUUUUCCAGUACACAAGAAGGUUAUCACUUCUGGGGAUGGGGACUUCAGACAGAUAACCAUCUAGCUGUUGAGUGGUUGAGCUUGUCGUCUGCCUGACAUCUGAGAAAGAUUUGAGAGACUGUAUUUAAAUAGGGCCAGUGCAUAAAUUGCACAUCUAGCAGAAAUAUGGCUACAAUCUGAUAGUCACAUAUAUAGUAGCCUAAGUCAGAACAGAAUAGCCUACCUAUUAUUAUUUGAGCCACUUUCUUGCAGGAUUUCAGUGAACAUAUCAGAUACCGAGGGUGCAUGCCCCUCAUCUGGUGCAGAGAGACGAGUCUUUUUUUCUGCGAUCUGAUCUCCUUCUCCUGCACUGUGCGCUGCUCCCUCUCCGUCUCCCCGCGGGUUCUCCACAUCCAUCGCGGUCUGGAUCAUUUCUCAUGCGCGCUGCUUUAUUUCCGCAUCCAAGUAAUGAUCUUUAUAACGCGGAUCAAGUACAGUCGCGAUGAAGUGCAGAGGAUCCGAAUAGAUCUCAGUGAAACGUGUGCUGACAGACUCUAAGAAUGUACUUUUCAUUGUUUUCACUCUGUGGUCCGUCUCAACCUCACACCCCAGACUUCAGACGAGCACGUGCAGGCCACGGUUUCUGUUUGCGUCAUCACAACAUGCUGUUUCGGUGAUAAAAAUCUUUCACCGAAAAUAUUUGGUGGCUGAAUAUUCGGUGCAUCCCUAGUUUGAAACACUGAAUGAGUGAUUGCAUGAGACAUUUCAGUACAUUGUACUUCAGGCUCUCUUAUAAUAUAGCCAACUUUUUUGAUUUUAAAGGGGUCCUAUUAUGCUCUUUUACAAAGUCUUGAUUUUGUUUUGGAGGUGUACUAGAACAUGCUUUCAUGCUUGGUGGUUAAAAAAACACGUUAUUUUUAACAUAAUUUACAUUAUUAUAAUACAUUUCUCCCAGCCUGGCACAAAUGGCUCGAUUAGUUCCAGGUUUGGUGAAGGCCUGCCUUCCGAAAAAAACAAAAUGUGUUGUGAUUGGUUAGCUGUCCCACUGCGUUGCGAUUGGCGAACAGCUUGUUGACAGUGUUUCAGUAUUGCCACGCCCCUUGUCAAAGAAGCAAGUUCCGUGUACAACUGUUAGUGCAAGUGGUUCUUACGUUUUAAGAAUCCAUAGCCGUGUGAGGCACUCUUUAUUUAUGGAUGGAUGCACAUUAUUGGACUUGUUUUGGACUGAUGAAGAGAAGCACCCGUCUAUGCCAUUCUAAAGCUUGGGAGUGCCAGGAUAAAUUUUAAUAUAACACGAUUGCAUUCGAUUAUAAAUGAAAAUUGUUAACGAUGUUGCCAAAAUGCACACAGCUAACAGCUUUACCUGUUGUAGUUGGUUCAAGUUGUGCACGAAAUUGCUGCGUUUAGCAGUUUUAAAGUCUUUUUUCCACUAUAACUUUGAUGCGCAUCAUCUCAUUUUAGUAUGUGAACAUACCAAAAGAUGUGAUAACAAAUCAAUCAGGAAUAAGGCAUUACAUGCGUUUUUGUUUUUUUUUGUUUUUCUUUAACAUGUAAGUUUGUAUAGUCGCCAGUGGCAACCUCAGCAAAAACUUUACUUGCAAAUUAAUAUUUUUGUUUGCAAAUGCAACUAUUUUUGUUGCAGUCUGGAGCCCUGCUCAUACUUUGAAAAUUUCAUGUACAAAAUCGAAUACUUGGAUGACAUAAACUAAAGCAAUAGUUUACCCAAAAAUUAAUAUUGCUAAAAGUUUACUCACCCUCAGGCCAUCAAGAUGUAGAUGAGUUUGUUUCUUUGUCGGAACAGAUUUAGACUUGCUGACCAAGUGGGUCCUCUACAGCAGGGGUGCUCAACCCUGGUCCUGGAGAUCGACCUUCCUGCAGAGUUCAGCUCCAACCCUGACCAAACACACCUGAACCAGCUAAUUAGGAUCUGAAGGAGCACUUGAUAAUUACAGACAGGUGUGUUUGAUUAGUGUUGGAACUAAACUCUGCAGGAAGGUUGAUCUCCAGGAACAGGGUUGGGCACCCCUUAUCUACAGUGAAUAGGUGCUGUCAGAAUGAGAGUCCAAAAUAUACUUACCCUCAGGCCAUCCAGUAUCUAGACAAGGUUGUGGAUGAAAACUCAUCUAGAUUUUGGAUGGCCUGAGGGUAAGAAUAUUUAAUUCUUAAAGAAAAGAAAGUAAAUUUUCAUUUUUGGGUGAACUAUUUCUUUAAUGCUGUUUGAAAAAUUUGUUGUACACUGCUUACUGUUUCACAUACUACACUGCAUAGUUUGAACAUAGCUUAGGAAUGUACCAGAUUGCAACAGAUAUGAUCAGAUUUGGGGCUAAAAAUGUGGUAGCAGGUAUGUUAAAGAUUGAAUCAUCUUG
Labeo rohita (rohu) is the source of this 5213-nucleotide messenger RNA. RefSeq names its product acyl-CoA binding domain containing 5a (gene acbd5a). The record is from RefSeq and is a predicted model, not a curated record. Gene Ontology annotation, molecular function: fatty-acyl-CoA binding. Gene Ontology annotation, biological process: autophagy of peroxisome; fatty acid metabolic process. Lineage: Eukaryota; Metazoa; Chordata; Actinopteri; Cypriniformes; Cyprinidae. The coding region runs from base 145 to 1638 and encodes 497 amino acids. Gene Ontology annotation, cellular component: peroxisome. The transcript has 13 exons.